GCGGGCCGGCAGGAAAUGACGAAGGCAGAGGUCGUCCAGGUCCGUUCGGUAACCGGGUCCCGCGCGUCCGGCCCCGACUCGGGGGGGAAAGAGCCCCGAGCGGAGUAGCCUGGCCGCGUGCCGCCUCCGGAGCCAGCAGCCCCCAUGCCUGGAGGUUACGGGGUGAUGGCUGACGAUGGCUCUAUGGAUUAUAGCGUUCAUGAGGCCUGGAACGAAGCCACCAAUGUUUACCUGGUAGUGAUCCUUGUUAGCUUUGUUCUCUUCAUGUAUGCCAAGAGGAAUAAAAGAAAAAUUAUGAGGAUAUUCAGUGUGCCACCUACAGCAGAAACUUUAUCAGAGCCCAGCUUUUAUGACACAAUAAGCAAAAUCCGUUUAAGACAGCAACUGGAAAUGUAUUCCAUUUCAAGGAAGUAUGACUAUCAACAGCCACAAAACCAAGCUGACAGUGUGCAACUCUCGUUGGAAUAAAAUCACAGAAAAUGAACAACAUUAAGUAAUGGUUCAGCAGUGUGGUAGUAAGCUCCUAAAUAUACUAAAUCCAUGAACAGCAUUUUCUUUUUAAACCCUAUGUCCCUAAAAUCAUUUUACUUGUCAUUUUUCCCAGUUUUUUGUUUUGUUUUGCUUUUUAAAAUUACAUCUCCAAGUCAUUUAUUAUACAAAAAAAAAGGGGGGGGGGAGCAGUCAAAAUACCUGGACUCAGAGAGUCUGCACAUACUUAGAAAGAUAGAAUAUAACCAGAGAUGGUGAUUUUACCUUGUGAAGACCUUUGAUUUCUUCAGGAUACAAUCAGUCAGGAAUAAAAAUACAUCUUUGGAAGUGAGACUCUGGAGAUUAUGCCACUUUGGUUUAAACAUUUUUGCAAAAUUAAAAAGUAAAAAUCCUGAGGCACCUGGGUGGCUCAGUCGUUAAGCGUCUGCCUUCGGCUCAGGUCUUGAUCCCAGAGUCCUGGGAUCGAGCCCCACAUCGGGCUCCCUGCUCCGCGGAAAGCCUGCUUCUCCCUCUCCCACUCCCCCUGCUUGUGUUCCCUCUCUCACUGUGUCUCUGUCAAAUAAAUAAAUAAAAUCUUAAAAAAAAAAAAAAAGUAAAAAUUCCAUCAUUGGAAGAACAUAAUCCUCUUCAGUUGUAUUCUGUGAUGAAUGUAAUAUGGAUAGUGGACGGAUUUGUGUUCUCCCUGCUGUCGUCACUGCACUUUAAUUGAAUUAAUGAUCUUUGCUUCUUCCGAACUUGCACAGGAGACUGUCUUUUCUACUCUCUUUAUGAAGCAUGCCCAUCUGCUAAUUGUGGAAGCUUUCUGUGAUUGGAAUGUUUUCCCUUCAUUGUGUUCCCAGGAGUUUGUUUGCUUUUUUUUUUUUUAAUCCCACAGUUUCAUUCCCACCAGAACAGUCUUCUUUGGACCAUGCUAGAGCCAUGCUGGAACCAUGCUGCUGAAUAAAUGGGCACCUCUCUACUAGUGUUGGCAACUUGCUUUUUUGGUUAUGUAACUCUCGUUUAAUGUGACUGUCUGGUUACUUACACUUUUCUAGCAUAAUAAACUUCCCUGAAGACUCUCA
Molecule: messenger RNA, 1550 nt
Organism: Mirounga angustirostris (Northern elephant seal)
Lineage: Eukaryota; Metazoa; Chordata; Mammalia; Carnivora; Phocidae
Gene: SMIM19
Product: small integral membrane protein 19
Exons: 4
Coding region: 145-468 (107 amino acids)
Source: RefSeq, a predicted model, not a curated record